Thalassophryne amazonica is the source of this 1402-nucleotide messenger RNA. RefSeq names its product B-cell receptor CD22-like. NCBI's taxonomy places the organism in Eukaryota, Metazoa, Chordata, Actinopteri, Batrachoidiformes, Batrachoididae. The transcript has 7 exons. The record is from RefSeq and is a predicted model, not a curated record. The coding region runs from base 162 to 1382 and encodes 406 amino acids.
AGUUCUCACUGACUUACAGUGGGAGCUCGUGGAUCUGGAGUCGUUUUAGGAAGUUGUGUGUUUUUGAGCUGUUUGUUGAAUCAGAUUGAUGACUGGUUUGUGUUCUGCUGUGUGUUGCAGUGGUUCAGACUCAGGAUGACUGGAGUGUAACUUAUAGACCUAUGAGCAUCUGUGCACCAGAAGGAUCCACAGUGGAAAUGCCCUGCAGAUACACAUACCCAGCCACAUGGAAUUCUGUUUCUAUCAGUGUUGAACGAAGAUACUGGUUUGUGAAAAAGAAUAAAAAUAACCAACCUGUGGAUCUGCGUUCAGACCCUGAGUACUCAGGUCGGGUGAAGUAUCUCUUUGAUCAGAACGUCUGCACUCUGCAGAUCAAGAACCUGAGAAAGACCGACUCAGCUGAAUACAAGUUCAGAUUCAUAACAAACCAUGAACGUGGAAGAUAUACAGGUUCUCAUGCAGUCACUUUGACUGUCACAGAUCUUCAGGUCAAAGUCGUCUCAUCAACCAGCGACCCGUCUCACACUUGUGUGUCUCUACGAUGUCACAGUGAAUGUGAUCCACCUUAUUCUUCCUUCGUCUGGUUCAAUAACAAACAGAAAAUUCACACUGGAAUUGAUUAUAAAGAACGGAUUAAUCCUGGAGAUGAAAUCUGGUGCACUUUGGAAGGAUUUGAGGAUUACCGCUCUGCUUCAGUGUAUGCUCCAAAGAGUUCCUCAGUGUCUGUGAGUCCACCUGGUGACAUCACAGAGGGACGUUCAGUGAAUCUGACCUGUGUCAGUGACGCAAACCCAGCAGCUACUUACACCUGGUACAAGAAGAACGAAAAUGUUCUAAAAGCAUCAGGACCCGUCUGGACCAUCACUGAGAUCAGACCUGAACACAGUGGGGAUUAUUACUGUGAAGCCCAAAACAUCUUUGGAAGCCAAACCUCCACCGUGAGUCUGAACAUUAAAUCAGAUUCAGCAGCCAUCAUUAAAAUCGCUGCCAUUCCAGUCAUCACCGUGUUCCUGGUUGCUGUACUCCUGUUUGCCGUCUUUUGCAUUUGGAGAAAGAGAAGGUCCAAACAACAAUCAGACGGUGGACAGAAAACAGACAAUGAAUCCCAGCUCGUUGAGGAUCCAGACUACGAGAACACGUCAGCUGCUGCACAGAGGUCACCAGCAGAGCAGCAGCACGUUUUCUACGCCAGCGUGCGUUUCACCAAAAACAAGGCUGACGCUCUUUACUCCAGCGCCACAGCGGCUCAGCCACGCCCACAACGCCAGGACGAGGAGACCAUGGAGUACAGCACCAUCAACAUCAGCAGAGGAAAACAUCAAGAAGCUGUGGAGGAUUCUGAUCUGCUGUACAGCACGGUCACCAAAACACACAAAAAAUGAACAAGACUGACGUCUGUGUG